Hemiscyllium ocellatum (epaulette shark) is the source of this 7660-nucleotide messenger RNA. RefSeq names its product phosphoinositide kinase, FYVE finger containing (gene pikfyve). Gene Ontology annotation, molecular function: 1-phosphatidylinositol-3-phosphate 5-kinase activity; metal ion binding; ATP binding. The record is from RefSeq and is a predicted model, not a curated record. Gene Ontology annotation, biological process: intracellular signal transduction; phosphatidylinositol metabolic process. The coding region runs from base 113 to 6499 and encodes 2128 amino acids. NCBI's taxonomy places the organism in Eukaryota, Metazoa, Chordata, Chondrichthyes, Orectolobiformes, Hemiscylliidae. The transcript has 42 exons.
GGUUCAAGGGACUGAGAUGAUGUGAGUGAGCUGCUCCUGGAGGCCUCUGUCCGACUGUCUGCCCGCCCUCUUAGUCAGCGGACGGGUGUGGACCCUGUGAGAGUUACUUGGGAUGGCAGCAGAAGAAAAGAUCCCAUCGGCUCUGGGCCUUGGGAAGGAGCAGUCUCGCUCUCCGACAAGUCCAUCUCACCUCACCCAUUUUAAGCCACUGACUCCAGAUCAAGAUGAACCUCCCUUCAGAUCAGCCUAUAGUUCUUUUGUAAGCCUUUUUCGUUUUAACAAAGAUGAUGGAAGACCAAACUCUUCAUAUCGAACAGGCCUGACUCAAAGUGAACCACAGGUUAGAGAAGAAAAUUGGUCCAGCCACCAAAGUGAUGACCAAGCAUAUUUAAGAUCAUCAUCACCUUACAAAAAACAACAUGCAAGGGAAAACCCACGAAGAGCAUCUAGUGCAUCAAUGGUCAAAUCUCAAGGUGCAGAUGGUCCUAGAAAACCAGAUGUGUCGAUGGGAAGCCAUGAUCCUCGAACAGCAGUACAACUAAGGAGCCUUACAACAGUUUUGAAGCGCUUGAAAGAAAUAAUGGAGGGAAGAAGCCAGGACACUGAUUUGAAGCAGUACUGGAUGCCAGAUAGUCAAUGUAAAGAGUGUUAUGAUUGUAAUGAGAAGUUUACCACCUUCAGACGUCGACAUCACUGCCGUUUGUGUGGACAGAUCUUCUGCAGUCGUUGUUGCAAUCAGGAAAUACCUGGGAAAUUCAUGGGUUAUGCUGGUGAUCUUCGAGCUUGCACUUACUGUCGUAAAAUUGCUUUGAACUAUGCACAUUCCACAGACAGCAGUUCCAUUGGUGAAGAUCUAAAUGUUUUGACUGACUCAAUGUAUUCUGUAUCCAUAUUGGAUCCAGUGGAACCUAGAACUCCUGUAAGUGGAAGAAAAGUCAUCAGAAAUAUAUUUUUGGAAGAGGAUCUCGUGUGGCAGAGCUUGGGCCAUCAGGAUUCUCAGAGUAAUUUGACAACGCGACUCUCAACCGUGCAGGAGGAUGUAGGAAAGUCACCUGCUCGAAAAAGGUCUGUAAGCAUCACCAAUCUUUCUUUGGACCGGUCUGCUUCACCCAUGGUACCUUCAUAUGACAGCUCUAUUAGCCCUCAAGCCUCUCGGGCGUAUGCUAAAACUGACCCUAAUGAAGAUGAAAGAAAAAUUCUUCUGGACUCUGUGCAACUGAAAGACCUGUGGAAGAAAAUAUGCCAUCACAGCACUGGCAUGGAGUUUCAGGAUCAUCGCUACUGGUUGCGAACAUAUCCUAAUUGCAUUGUAGGAAAGGAACUGGUGAAUUGGUUGAUUAGAAAUGGACAUAUCGCUACACGAGCUCAGGCAAUUGCCAUUGGUCAGGCAUUAGUGGAUGGACGAUGGUUUGACUGUGUAACCCAUCAUGAUCAGCUCUUUAGGGAUGAAUAUGCCUUAUACAGGCCUUUGCAAAGUACAGAGUUUUCUGAGACACCUUCUCCAGACAGUGAUUCAAUAAAUUCGGUGGAAGGCAAUUCUGAACCGUCAUGGUUUAAGGAUAUCAAAUUUGAUGACAGCGAUACUGAGCAGAUGCAGGAUGAUGGAGAAGAAGUCAUGCAAAGCUUUUCCAGCCCUAGCAAACGUACAUCAGUAAGCAGUUUUCAGUCAGUCAUGGACAGCGACUCUGCAGCUUCUAUCAGCCUAAAUGUGGAACUGGACAAUGUCAACUUUCAUAUCAAGAAACAUUCCAAGUACCCGUAUGUCCCAACACAUCCAGCAGAUCAGAAAGAGUUCUUAGUUUCUGAAGAUGGAGUGCAACAGGUUAUUGGCAUAAGUGAUGCUUUUAUUAAAGAAUCUCUCUUUAAUCGUCGUGUUGAGGAAAAAUCCAAAGAUCUUCUCUUAACUCCACUUGGUUGGCAUCACAGUUCCCUGGAACAUCUUCGGGAAGAAAAUGGCGAGAAACAAGCAAUGGAGAGAUUACUUUCAGCUAACCAUGGCCAUAUGAUGGCCUUGUUGCAGCAACUGUUAUAUAGUGAGUCCCUCUCACUGUCCUGGAGAGACAUAAUUGUUCCUGUGGUCCGCCAGGUUGUACAGACUGUGUGUCCAGAUGUCAAGAACAAUGAUGAUGACAUGGAUAUCCGCCAAUUUGUUCAUAUUAAAAAGAUACCAGGUGGUAAAAAAUUUGAUUCUGCAGUGGUUAAUGGGUUCGUUUGUACCAAGAACAUAGCCCAUAAAAAGAUGAAUCCUCACAUAAAAAAUCCAAAGAUUCUGCUGUUGAAAUGCUCCAUUGAAUACCUGUAUCGAGAGGAGACGAAGUUUACAUGCAUAGAUCCCAUUGUCCUACAGGAAAGAGAAUUUCUGAAGAAUUAUGUGCAGCGAAUAGUGGAUGUUCGACCAAAUCUGGUUCUUGUAGAAAAGACUGUUUCUCGUAUUGCUCAAGAUAUGCUUCUGGAAAAUGGAAUUACCUUAGUGAUAAAUGUAAAACCACAAGUGCUAGAGCAAGUGAGUCGUGUUACGCAGGGUGAUUUGGUUAUGUCAAUGGAUCAACUUCUUACAAAGCCUCGCCUUGGAACAUGCCAUAAAUUUUUCCUUCAACCAUUCCAACUACCUAAUGGUCACAUAAAGACACUCAUGUUUUUUGAAGGUUGUCCCCAACACUUAGGCUGUACUGUGAAGCUGAGGGGUGCUUCGGAAUAUGAGUUAGCAAGAGUGAAAGAAAUUAUUAUAUUCAUGGUCUGUGUGGCUUAUCAUUCUCAGCUGGAGCUUUCUCUUCUUAUGGAUGAGUUUGCUAUGCCUCCAAGUUUGUCUAAAAGUGGAUCAAUUCAUUCCAUUAUUGAUGGUGAGACUGCUGAAAAUGAUGGGCUGGACUUGUUUACUGACGAAAACUUUGGCAGUCUUUCCAAAGACUCUGAUGGUCCAAUUGAAGACAUUUCCUUGGGAUCUGAGUUUGCUUCAACUGCCAGUUUUGAUUAUCCAAAACAUAACACAUUUUGUGAAGAAGAGAAACCAUUGAGAAGAAGUGUUUCUAGGGACAGCAUUUUUGUAAAACCUGAGGGUCCCACACCUGAUUUGGCCCCUCCGGAUUUCGAGACACCUUUUCUUGACCCUCCUUUGACAUCUUCUGUCCACGCACCUGUAUUAGACUCCAUGUUAUCUGAAAGUAAGAAAGACCAAGGGCCUCCAGGCACGUACCGUGCAUUCUUACAUGACUCUGAACCAUCUAUGGGAAACAGGCCUAAACGUUUCCGUGAUCCCCUUCAGGAUGAUACCGAUCUGUUCAUUACUGAACAUGUUACUUCCUCAGAAGACAGGUUGAAAUCCUACUCUGUUGCCUUCAAGCAGGAACUUAAGGAUGUCAUUCUUUGUAUAUCUCCUUUUAUUACUUUCAAAGAGCCUUUCCUGUUAACGGAGAAAGGUAUGAAGUGUCCAACAAGAGAUUACUUCCCAGAACAAGUCUAUUGGUCCCCUCUCUUGCACAAAGAUAUUAAAGAAGUAGAAUGCAGAAGGAAGAAACAGCUACUAAAAGACUUGACAAGCCUUCAGAGUCUUAAUGGCAAUGUGCAGGCAAAAAGCAGUCAAAUUCUUCCAACUCAUGAUCUGCUAAGUACCAGAAUAACUCAUUCCUUAGGAAGUAACCAAAGCUUGUCAAAGCUUUUAGCUGAUUAUCGAGCUAGAGGUGGUAGAAUAAAGAACAAAGUAGAAGAUCAUUUUUUGCAGAACAAAGAGGAUAACAGUAAAUCAGCCAUGAAAAAUGGGGAAGAGGAAAUCCAACGAGGACAAACCCAAAAUGAGUUUGCGUGGGCAUCAAAGGUGGACUGUUUGAGCCCAGCAAACCAUCAGAAGCUUUGUGUUCUCUUCAGUAGUUCCUCUGUUCAGUCAAGCAAUGCACCAAAUCCAUGUGUUAGUCCGUGGAUCGUCACAAUGGAAUUUUAUGGAAAAAAUGAUCUGACUUUAGGAAUAUUUUUAGAAAGAUACUGCCUUAGACCUGCCUAUCAGUGUCCCAGCAUGUUCUGUGAAACACCUAUGGUGCACCAUAUACGUCGUUUUGUGCAUGGUAAUGGUUGUGUACAGAUUGUAUUAAAAGAGCUGGAUUCUCCUGUUCCUGGUUAUCAGCACACAAUAUUAACAUACUCUUGGUGCAGAAUAUGUAAACAGGUAACUCCAGUGGUUCCACUGUCCAAGGAUUCUUGGUCGAUGUCCUUUGCCAAAUAUCUGGAGUUACGAUUCUAUGGCUAUCAGUAUACCCGCAGAGCAAAUGCUGAGCCUUGUGGUCACUCUAUGCAUCAUGAUUAUCACCAGUAUUUCUCUUAUAAUCAGAUGGUUGCAUCUUUCAGCUUUUCCCCCAUUAGAAUGCUUGAAAUUUGUCUACCCCCACUAGAAAUACACAUCAAACCUCAAAUGCCAUCAAAGCAAUCAAUUAUUCAGGAUUUGAAGGAUUUUUCACAAAAGGUGUCACAAAUCUAUUCGGCAGUAGACGAUCGCCUGGUGUCCUUGAAAACUGAUACCUUCAACAAAACAAGAGAAGAAAAAAUUGAAGAUUUGUUUGCACAAAAAGAAAUGGAAGAGGCAGAGUUUCGAAACUGGUUUGAAAAAACUCAAGCAAGAUUGCUGACCUCCUCAGUCGAUAACCCUCAGCAGUUGGUAUUUUUGGAUGAUUGCUUAAUUACCAAGAAACAGAAUUUGUGUGAGCUGUUACAGGCUUGGAAUAACAGACUACAAGAUCUGUUUCAACAAGAAAAAGGACGGAAACGACCAACAGUACCACCAAGUCCUGGUAGAUUGAGGUCUACUGAAGAAACAAAGAGCAGUGUACUGGAUACUUCUCCACGCAGUUCAACCUCGGGACUACCAAAUGGAGAUAAAGAAGAUCGCACAUUGCCCACCACAGCAGCUAACUCUACCAACACUGCCAAUUCUCAGUUACCCUCCUGCCCAGAGGUAUGCAUCGAACAACUUUCUGCUGGACCCAAUAUUCCCACAGUGUCUGUUAUCAGUGACCAAGACACCAACAAUUCUGACGAUGUAUAUGAUGGACACCUUUUGGGCUCCAGUGACAGUCAAGUAAAAGAAAAGUCAACUAUGAAGGCUAUUUUUGCAAAUCUACUUCCUGGAAACAGUUACAACCCCAUUCCUUUCCCAUUUGAUCCUGACAAGCAUUACCUGAUGUGGGACCAUGAGCGUGUGCCAAUUACAGUAUGUGAGAAGGAACCAAGUUCAAUCAUUGCAUUUGCUCUCAGUUGUAAGGAGUACAAGAAUGCUGUAGAAGAUCUUGGAAGAGAAUGUAUGAUGACUGGGAAUGAUGAAGGAGUACAACAGGCAAAUAAUGCAGACAGACCGAAGGCCAAUAGUCCUGCAAGACAUUCAGAAAGCAACAGCAGUCAAGGAAAUCGCAGUAUAGAAUCUGAACAGACUUCAAGAAAGACACCUGGAGUUUUAUCAUUUUUCCGAGGUUCAGGGGGUAAAAGCCCUGAUCUGUCCAUACUGAGAAAAGAGACUUUGCGAGGUGCAGAUAGUGCUUAUUACCAGGUCUCUCAAACAGGGAAAGAAGGGGCAGAGAAUCAAGCUGCAGAGUUACAAGAUGAUGGUGAUGGAGACAAACAAAAGAAGCAACUUGGAAACCCACAUGUAGAACUUCAAUUUUCAGAUGCCAAUGCCAAGUUUUACUGUAGAAUUUAUUAUGCUGAAGAUUUCCACAAAAUGCGAGAAGUGAUUUUGGCUAGUAAUGAGGAGGACUUCAUCCGAUCACUGUCUCACUGUGUGCCAUGGCAAGCCCGAGGAGGCAAAUCAGGAGCAGCCUUUUAUGCUACAGAAGAUGACCGUUUUAUUCUGAAGCAGAUGCCUCGAUUGGAAGUCCAGUCUUUCUUGGAUUUUGCUCCUCACUAUUUUACUUACAUUACAACUGCUGUUCAGCAAAAGAGACCGACAGCAUUGGCUAAAAUUCUGGGGGUAUAUCGAAUAGGCUACAAGAAUUCUCAGAAUAAUACAGAAAAGAAACUUGAUCUUUUGGUUAUGGAGAAUCUCUUCUAUGGAAGAAAAAUGGCUCAGGUUUUUGAUUUAAAAGGUUCUUUAAGGAAUCGAAAUGUUAAAACUGAAACUGGAAAGGAAACAUGUGAUGUUGUAUUACUGGAUGAAAACCUAUUAAAAAUGAUACGUGAUAACCCUCUUUAUAUUCGAUCGCACUGUAAAGCUGUGCUGCGGGCAUCCAUUCAUAGUGAUGCGUAUUUUCUGUCCAGUCAUCUCAUCAUUGACUAUUCCUUGCUUGUGGGCCGAGAUGACGUUACAAAUGAAUUGGUUGUUGGAAUUAUUGAUUAUAUUAGGACAUUUACUUGGGAUAAAAAACUUGAAAUGGUGGUAAAGUCUACAGGAAUCUUAGGUGGACAAGGAAAGAUGCCAACUGUAGUUUCCCCAGAGCUUUAUAGAACAAGAUUCUGUGAAGCAAUGGACAAGUAUUUCCUGAAGGUCCCAGACCACUGGACAGGCCUUGGUGUGAGCUGCUGAAAAGACAGGCAGUAUUCAAGACAACAUUGGAGUAAACUGUUCAAUGGCAUCACUGGAUAAGUGCUAUGGAAGGGGAGAAAAUGUGGAUUGUUCAUUUGAACAUGGACAGCACUGAGGCAGAAAACACUGUACAUAUAGGUUUUAUUACAGUAUUGCAUAAGAAUAGAAAAUAAUUCUGUUUCAGUGGGGGAAAAAGUAAAUUUUUAGGUUAAUUUUGGAUGGAUGAAAAAUCACUGUUUCACAAAACAACAGUGUACUUGGCAUUUCAAAUGUCCCUAUUUAAGGGACAUGAAUGAGACCUGCAAAACUUGAACAAUAUUUCCAUUUUAACAUCACUAUUCAAUAGUGCAACUAAUUGCAGGGUUUACCUUUCAAAAAAGCACAAAGUGCUGCUCUCAAAUAUUUAGUUCAGUACUCACACACUGCGCACACAUACUGUAGACGCUAUUUAUAUUACCUUUGUUUGCUGUAGAGAAAAGUCAUAUGUUAAAUGGGGCAUUUUAUAUAUAGAUUGUCUGCCUGACUGAGAGCUAUAAAAUACUUGUUGCUUCAGUGUUCAUAUUAAGAAUAUAUGCCUUUAAGUAAAAGAUUGGAAAGUUUUCAGUGUUGAUAUGACACUCCCAUUGCAAUAUAUUGCUGCAGGCCCAUCAAAAUUCAAAUCAAGUUUUGAAAUUUCUGAAUUGUUGCUAUGAAUUUUAAAGUAUACUCCAACUGCAGUAUUUGUCCACAUGGUGCACUUUGUAGAUCUUUUUUUCCUGACACGGGUACAGAGAUUUGUAAAUAGAAAUAGUUACAAGUGGCAAAUUGAGUUUUGAGUUUUUUUGCCUUCCAACUUCAUGCAAGUGUCUUUAUAUAAUAAAUAACUUGAAUUAAUAAUAAUUCAGGCUAAUUUGACAACUGCCGGUGAUGCACUUUGAAAAGCUGGUUUGGAUCAUGCUUCAAAAUAGAUGGGGUCCAACACAUCUUUGAAUUGAGUUUGCGAACUUAAUUUUUAAGAGGACUGACUAAGAGAAAUUAAAUGCCACCAAGACUAUCUUGAGAAAUCUGGAGCACUAAUGUACAGUAAAUCUUUAAAUUCAGUAAGGUAUUUUAUAAUGUUCAAAAUGUGUUUGUUAUUUGAGACCGUAUUGGUACUUCUGACAAUAAUUGUGUGCUAAUGAA